AGCUCUGCGCAACUCAAAGCAUGAUAUGAAACGACGAGAACCAGUGAAGGGACUUUCCUUGCGAACACUACGGCAGAAAUGUUAAUAUUGCGUUGUUUGUCGGACAAAUAAGAGUUAAUAUCACAGAUUUACACAGAUAACUGCAGAUUGAUAACAUAUAGAGUACAGAGAGAGGAGGAAAUAUCAGAAAAAUCAAAAUGGAUAGGCCAGCUUUGCAAGGGGCAAAACAUGUACUUGUAUCUGGAGCAGAUUUAGAAAAUCUUCCCAGUUUUGGAAUGAGUGCUUACAUGAACCUUGCAAGUGGGGCGGAGACAGCAGCUAUGCUUGAAAACAUAAAGGAUGGAAAAUAUCCUACCCCAAAACAGGGCAAUGGUAAUCAGUUAAAGCCACCAUGCUCGGGUCCAAGCAGAAUGGCCCCUCCUUCUACUUCCAGUAGGCAUGGGCAAGAAGUUCAAGUGAUUAUACAGGAUGAUAAAGAAUAUGAGCAGCAGGAUCCAGAUGAAUAUGGGUUCAAAUUCGCAGCUGCAACAGCACCAAUAAGUUCAACAGUCGAUGCAUCUCAGAUCAUGGAAACAGAGGUGAACAGCCCACAGAGCUUGGUGUGAAGCAGCAAGACCAAACUGAGGGUA
Messenger RNA from Mercenaria mercenaria, 629 nucleotides. RefSeq lists its product as uncharacterized. Lineage: Eukaryota; Metazoa; Mollusca; Bivalvia; Venerida; Veneridae. The record is from RefSeq and is a predicted model, not a curated record. Bases 198 to 605 code for a protein of 135 amino acids. The transcript is spliced from 6 exons.